This is a messenger RNA of Arctia plantaginis, 1161 nucleotides long. NCBI's taxonomy places the organism in Eukaryota, Metazoa, Arthropoda, Insecta, Lepidoptera, Erebidae. The record is from the annotation of a GenBank genome assembly.
AUGGACAAUGAACCAAAACUAUCGCAUAAAGCUAAAAAGCGUAUUAAGGAAGUUAAAAGGAAAGCGAGACCCGAAUUAGCAGAUAAAUACCAAUGGACAGCUUUAAAAUACUUCAAUAACUUUGAUGAAUUUCUAAAAUGUAAAGACAAUGUAGACAGAAUUAAUGAGAAUGAAGUAUCACAGGAAGAAUUUAUAGAGAAAUAUGAGAAAAUAUACAAACCUGUAGUUGUAACAAAUGUCCAGACUAACUGGAAAGCUAAUCAUAAGUGGACCUCAGAUAGGCUAGCGAAAAAGUAUAGAAACCAAAAGUUUAAAUGUGGCGAAGAUAAUGAAGGAUACAGUGUUAAGAUGAAAAUGAAGUAUUACGUAGAGUACAUGAGGACAACGACUGACGACAGUCCACUUUAUAUUUUUGAUAGUAGUUUUGGUGAGCAUCUCAGAAGAAAAAAGCUUCUUGAAGAUUAUGAAGUCCCUACUUAUUUUAGGGAUGAUUUGUUCAAAUACUGUGGAGAAGAAAGGAGGCCACCUUACCGUUGGUUUGUUAUGGGACCUCAACGUUCUGGUACUGGAAUACACAUAGAUCCUCUUGGCACAAGUGCCUGGAAUGCUCUGGUAUUUGGUCAUAAAAGAUGGUGCUUAUUCCCUACUCAGACUCCAAGAGAAUUGAUAAAGGUAACUGGAGCAAUGGGUGGCAAACAGAGAGAUGAAGCAGUGACAUGGUUCAAGCUUAUUUAUCCUAAGACACAGUUAGAUACUUGGCCCAAAGAAUUUAAACCGGUGGAAAUUCUUCAAAAGCCGGGUGAGACUGUAUUUGUACCAGGUGGCUGGUGGCACGUUGUCCUUAAUUUGGAUGACACAGUUGCGGUCACACAAAACUUCUGCAGCCGCACCAACUUUCCGGUAGUAUGGCACAAAACGGUGCGCGGCCGACCUAAACUUUCCAAAAAAUGGAUUAAAACCUUAGAGACCAAAGAACCUGAUUUGUACAAGAUUGCAAGUAGUAUGGACUUAAGCCAGAGUACUGGUGUCGCUUCUGACAGUUCCUCUAAUAGUAGCUCUUCUAGUAGUGAUAGUGAUAGCAGCUCCUCGGACAGCUCAGAAGAAGACAGUGGUCAGGAAAGCAUAACUGCACACAAAAAGAAACGGCGGAGAAAAAUGUGA